Aspergillus niger is the source of this 342-nucleotide messenger RNA. RefSeq lists its product as hypothetical. Bases 1 to 342 code for a protein of 113 amino acids. NCBI's taxonomy places the organism in Eukaryota, Fungi, Ascomycota, Eurotiomycetes, Eurotiales, Aspergillaceae. The record is from RefSeq and is a predicted model, not a curated record. The transcript has 3 exons.
AUGAUGGACCUUAUUGAACAUGAAAUGGAAAUGUAUUACGCGCUUAAUACUCCUGGAUGUCCAAUUGAAGAACUACGUAGAGUCUAUGCGAAGCGAAACGGCCAAUCAUGUCAGGGGGAUGAACAAAACCAAACGGAGCCUGACAUGCAACACUUCGGCUUCCUGCAUAUGGAUAUCCGCGUCUCGGCUGGUAGUAAACAUCUCCUUCAGCCCUCCCUACUGUAUGUUAGAUCUUCAAACUCGGGUGCUUCAAGAUCUCAAGUUGUUAACGGGUUCUAUCGUGAUUGUGAUGGCUCUGUCACUCGUAUUCACCAGAAGCUCGGAAAUAUAGGUGGUAAAUAA